Messenger RNA from Oncorhynchus nerka (sockeye salmon), 3200 nucleotides. RefSeq names its product protein phosphatase 1, regulatory subunit 42 (gene ppp1r42). Lineage: Eukaryota; Metazoa; Chordata; Actinopteri; Salmoniformes; Salmonidae. Bases 828 to 1850 code for a protein of 340 amino acids. The transcript has 8 exons. The record is from RefSeq and is a predicted model, not a curated record. Gene Ontology annotation, molecular function: protein binding.
UGGACACCUUGAGGAAUAGAUGGCCUGCUUGGGGAAUAGAUGGCCUGCUUGGGGAAUAGAUGGCCUGCUUGGGGAAUAGAUGGCCUGCUUGAGGAAUAGAUGGCCUGCUUGAGGAAUAGAGGGCCUGCUUGAGGAAUAGAUGGCCUGCUUUGGGAAUAGAUGGCCUGCUUGGGGAAUAGAGGGCCUGCUUGAGGAAUAGAUGGCCUGCUUGGGGAAUAGAUGGCCUGCUUGGGGAAUAGAUGGCAUGCUUUGGGAAUAGAGGGCCUGCUUGAGGAAUAGAUGGCCUGCUUGGGGAAUAGAUGGCCUGCUUGGGGAAUAGAUGGCCUGCUUGGGGAAUAGAUGGCCUGCUUUGGGAAUAGAUGGCCUGCUUGGGGAAUAGAUGGCCUGCUUGGGGAAUAGAUGGACCUAAUUUCCACUAAUUGAGUGCCCAUCCCACCUUUGCACCUCUCAUCCUUUCUGGUGUAAAGCCAGUUGUGAGAAUAAAAAUGACCAGCUAAUGCUUUUAGCAGCAGUUACCGGUACUGACUUUGACAAAUGCUAUCAGCUUCCUUUUAUACACAUUCAGUUUAAUUUAGACAUAGAUAUAUUCCACUUUACUUCAAUGAGCACCUAAUAUCACAAAUAUUUAAUUGAUGAAAUAUAUAUUUUUGAAAAGGACAAACAUUUUCUGUGGCAUAACUCCAAUAACAUGUAUUUUCCUUCUGACUCGUCUCUUUACAGCUAGUUCAUGUGUUUCCCUUGUUCAGAUGUUUCUGGUGGUUUUUCUGUGAGCGCUUGGCUGAAGCUGAGAAGGAUCCACUCUGAAGCAGUUUCUGUAACGAGCCAUCAUGGUCCGCCUCACCAUGGAUCUGAUUGCCAAAUCCAGCAACCAUUUCAAAAACAAGAGAAGCUACUCCCUCCCAAAUUACCUCAAGAAACUCACUCAUCUGAACUUCUCCAACAGGAACAUAGAGGACAUUGACGAUCUCUCCAUGUGCAGAAAUCUCACAGUCCUCUACCUGUACGACAAUCAGAUCAGCCAGAUCUGCAACCUGGGUUUUGCCUCCAACCUCACUCACCUAUACAUGCAGAACAACAACAUCACUCACAUAGAUAACCUCUCCGGCCUGCAGAAGCUCUCCAAACUGUACCUGGGGGGAAACAGCAUCACGGUGGUGGAGGGGUUAGAGGAGCUGGGGGAGCUGAAGGAGCUCCACAUGGAGGGCCAGAGACUCCCCAGUGGAGAGAAGCUGCUCUUUGACCCCAGGACUCUCCUCUCCCUCGCUGAAUCUCUAGGUGUCUUGAAUAUCAAUAAGAACAACAUAGAUGAUGUCAGAGAUCUUGCCAUUCUAAAGAAACUCACACAUUUCUUUGCUGCAGACAACCAGCUACAGGACAUGCAGGAUAUAGAGUUGGUGUUCAGCCAAUGGCCUCAGCUGCAUCGAAUGGAUUUGAGUGGAAAUCCUGUGUGCCACAAACCCAAGUACAGAGACAGGCUGAUAACUGUGUGCAAAAGCCUGAACGAACUUGAUGGGAAGGAAAUUAAUGAGUUGUCCAGGCAGUUCCUGAUUAACUGGAAAGCGUCGAAAGACGCCAAGAAAAAACUGAAAGAUGAAAGAAUCAUGACAGGCCAGAUCACCUAUCCCUUUACUGCAGACUUCCACAUGGGCCCCCAUCCUUCAUCCAAAUAUAACUGUGCCAACGUCCUGGGAAAGAGGAAUCCUCCGGGGUGUGGGAGACCCAGCAGGAAGGUCCGCUCAGAACACUCACAACUGGACAGCGCAGCAAUGAGGCCACGGAACGUGAAGAUCCCAGUGAGUGCGGGGCUGCUUAGUGAUGUGGCCGACAAUGCUAAAGUCUGCGGCCUGUAAGACGGACAUGCCAGCUCUGCUAACACACAUUCACUCUGGUGACCCUCUCACAUACACUCUGGUGACCCUCUAACACACACGCACACAUAAUAUACACUCUGGUGACCCUCUCACAUACACUCUGGUGACCCUAUAACACACACACACACAUAAUAUACACUCUGGUGAACCUCUCACAUACACUCUGGUGACCCUCUAACACACACACACACACAUAAUAUACACUCUGGUGACCCUCUAACACACACACACACACAUAAUAUACACUCUGGUGACCCUCUAACACACACGCACACAUAAUAUACACUCUGGUGACCCUCUCACAUACACUCUGGUGACCCUCUAACACACACGCACACAUAAUAUACACUCUGGUGACCCUCUAACACACACACACAUAAUAUACACUCUGGUGACCCUCUCACGCCUAAACUUUACCUUACAGAAAACACAUAGCCAGUGCUUGACUUGGGCAGGAGCUCACUAGAGCUGAGUACCAGCACCUAAAAUGUUCUACUGCAUCUCUUAUAGAAUAUUAACUAGAAACUAUUGUGGAACUCCUGCAACUAAAUAUAAACAGUUCCGGGACCCAAAAUGAUUAUCGGCACCUAUUCCAGCCCAAGUCAAGCACUGCACAUAACCUCCCACUGCUAUCACCACACAUCAGGGGUGGACCUGACCCCUAACACACUCAAUAUGAAAGAGUCUACACUAUGGUCUUUCACUGUCAGGGACUGAUGGACUGCAGUAGAGGCACUUUAUGGUCAUAAUAUAUAUACUACCUUUGAAGUAUUCUUAAAAUAUUAUGACAGAACAAUAGCUGCCCUAUAAAAACAGUGUCUGAUAUUAUAUCUAUGUUUUUUUGGCCUUUGCCUGUUUGAUGUUUGUUUUGUGUACCUGAGUGGACUUGAUAAGAAUUUUACAAUACCUGGAUUUUAGAGUGUAAGAUCUGAUGUGUCUAUUUAUGAAAUGACUGAAUGCCAAAUAAUGGUGUUUGUGUGUGUCCAUGCUGGGAAGUACAACUCACUUCAUACAAAUGGCUUUAUUGGAUUUUUACAAAUACCAUUUUCACCAAUUUGGAAGUUAUAUCCCAGAACUCUAUGUCAAAUAAGUCCACACCGCAAAUCCCAUCUGAGUUUGUGUUUUAUACAAAUUAAAUAACGUUAAAAAAAUAAUAAUUUGAGUAUAACCGCUAUCUGUGUCCUUGAUAGUGUAGUUUGUCUUUUUCCCCCUGCUGUAUUAAUUACAUGUUUUGUGGGACACCGACCGUGUGUAAUGAUGUCAGAUAUGCACUUAAUUGCCCAGCAUUGUCAUAAAUUAUUAUUGUAGAAUAAAUGGUGAAGGUUUUAA